AUGGCCGGCCGAUUUGUGCGAGCGUCCAAGUACCGCCACGUCUUUGGCAAGGGCACCAAAAAGGAGCAAUGCUACGAUAACCUCCGCAUCUCCAAGAAUGCGUGGGACACCAACCUGAUCAAGGCCAACCCCGAAUACAUCUCGGUCAACUGGGAAGCCAGCGGCGGUGGCGCCUUUGCCGUCAUCCCCAUCAAUGAGCGCGGCCGGGCGCCCGACCAGCUCCCUCUCUUCCGCGGCCACACUGCCGCCGUCCUCGACACCGACUGGUCUCCCUUCAACGACUCUCUCAUUUCCUCGGCCUCUGACGACGGCAAAGUCGGCAUCUGGAAGGUGCCCGAGAACUUCACCCUGCACACCGAUGCCGAGGAGCCCGCUGAUGUCGCGCCUGUCGCCAAGCUGAGCGGCCACAUGAGGAAGGUCGGCCAUGUCCUCUUCAACACCGCCGCCGAGAACGUCCUCGCCAGCGCGUCUGGCGACUACACCGUAAAGCUCUGGGACGUCGAGGCCGGUCUGCCACAGCUCACGCUCAAGCACAACGACAUUGUCCAAUCGCUCUCAUGGAGCGCCGACGGAUCGCUCCUCGUCACCACGAGCCGCGACAAGAAGCUGCGCGUAUGGGAUGUACGCCAGGAGAAGCCCGCCCAGGAGGUUCCCGGUCAUCCUGGUGCCAAGAACAGCCGCGCUGUGUGGAUGGGUGAGACCGACCGUAUCGCGACCACUGGCUUCUCGCGCAUGAGCGACCGUCAACUCGGUCUCUGGGACCCGCGCAACCCCAAGGAGCCCAUUGGCGGCUUCCAGAUCCUCGACUCCAUCUCCGGUGUCUGCAUGCCCUUCUGGGACGACGGUACACAGUGCUUGUACCUCGCCGGCAAGGGUGACGGCAACAUCCGCUACUACGAAUACGAGAACGACAAGUUCGAGUACCUCUCCGAAUACAAGUCCGGCGACCCUCAGCGCGGUAUCGCCUUCCUUCCCAAGCGGGGUAUCAACCUGCACGAGAACGAGGUCCUGCGCUGCUUCAAGACUGUCAACGAUGCCUACGUCGAGCCCGUAUCAUUCAUCGUCCCCCGCCGUUCCGAGAUGUUCCAGAGUGAUAUUUACCCGCCUACGACAGGUCUGAAGCCAGGUGUUUCGGCUGCCGAUUGGUUCAGCGGAAAGACUGCAAUGCCGCCCAAGAUUUCACUUGAAAGCGUCUAUGAGGGCGAAGCCCCCAAAGAGGUGGAAAACGACUACAAGCCUUCCCAGCCGGCCACCACUCAGCCAUCCCCCGUCAAGGCCGAGCCGCCCAAGCCUGCGCCCGAGCCCAUACCUACACCAGUCGCUUCUCGUGGUCCACCCCCAUCUAUGAAGGACAACAAGGAUUCUAUGGCGUCGGCAGCUUCCAAAUUCGCGGACAAGGAUGCUUCGGACAACGAGAGCGCGUCGAGCUUCGAAGAGAUUCCCAAGCCAGCAGAGCGCCGCACUUUCACUGCUUCCCGCCAGGAAGAGAAGGUUAAGGGCCCCACUAUCUCCAAGGAACCUGAGAGCGCGAAGUCCACUCACAGUCCCACACCUGCAGCAUCCUCUACACCCACCUCAUCUGCUGCACCUGCCUCUUCUACGCCCACUGCGGCCGCUACGACUUCCACACCUAGCGCCGGUGGCCCUGCUUCCGCUCUCCGCGAUGCACUAGGCGACAUCAAGUCACAGCUUGAGCAGCAAAACAGGGUCAUGUCGGACCAAACCGAUCAAAUCGCACUCCUUCUGCGCGAAGUCUCAAUGCUCAAGACCAAGGUUGCCAGCUCCGAGCCCUCGGACCGUGAAAAGGAUGAGCGCAUCAGGCAGUUAGAGCUCGAGCUUGAGGAAGCCAGGUCUUGA
This is a messenger RNA of Alternaria ethzedia, 1857 nucleotides long. It is a transcript of the gene CRN1, whose product is annotated as Coronin-like protein crn1. The transcript has 7 exons. Lineage: Eukaryota; Fungi; Ascomycota; Dothideomycetes; Pleosporales; Pleosporaceae. The coding region runs from base 1 to 1857 and encodes 618 amino acids. Gene Ontology annotation, molecular function: actin filament binding. The record is from RefSeq and is a predicted model, not a curated record. Gene Ontology annotation, biological process: actin filament organization.